Messenger RNA from Rattus norvegicus (Norway rat), 979 nucleotides. It is a transcript of the gene Smim24, whose product is annotated as small integral membrane protein 24. NCBI's taxonomy places the organism in Eukaryota, Metazoa, Chordata, Mammalia, Rodentia, Muridae. Bases 30 to 386 code for a protein of 118 amino acids. The transcript is spliced from 4 exons. The record is from RefSeq and is marked validated. Gene Ontology annotation, cellular component: membrane.
AACAUCGACCUGUAUGAAGCUCGCUGGUCAUGGACACCCUGGGCAGGCUGCUGCUGCUGGCUACACUGUUUCUGACUCCCGCUGAGGCCCAGCAGGCUUCAGAGCGCCGCCUGAAGCCCUGGCUGGUGGGCCUGGCUGCUGUAGUGGGCUUCCUGUUCAUAGUCUUCAUCCUCAUGCUGGUUAAUCGUGUGUGGUGCUCCAAAGACAGAGCAGAGGAUGAAGAGGCUACAUUCAGAAUGGACCACAUUGUGAAUCAGAACUCAAAGCCAAGUAAAGCAGACAAGAAGAAGCAGAAGGUGGGCAGGAAGGGUGGACAGAGCAAUGAAGGCUUGGACCUGGAGGAGGAGUUCUCAGACGAUGAGAGAGACAAGAAAACAGCCUUGUAAAGAAAGCCUCCUGUUGCCUGGGGGGCUCCAUCAAGCUGCAGCCACCACCUGAAACCAGACUGGUGUCAUCUGGGUCUAAAACUGCCCUCCAAUGAGGAGGCCAGCCUUGCCUAUGCCACACUCAUCCCCCCACUCCUCCACUGACGCCCCCCCACUGACGCCCCCCCCACUGAUGCCCCCCCCACUGACGCCCCCCCACUGACGCCCCCCCACUGACACACUCACCACUGGCCUGGUAUCCACUCCUGUUCAUCUGCCUUCCUGCAUCCUUUCUCAUGUCCAAUGUGCCCCUCUCCAGGCACGUUCCUGGUGUCACCUAACUGUCCCCUACGUCUCUGAGCCCCAGUGCUGCUCUUGGUGGCUUUCCACCCUCUGUGCUAUGUGCUGGUGCCUUGGAGGAGAGACACCCCGUGGUCCAAGCUCUUUCAGCCAGAGUCUCUUCUCUGUCUUGACUCUGCCUUAUGGUCACUCGGUUCUCUGUGAGGACAAGUCCUCCAGGGCAGGCUGUGUUUGGCAGACAGUUCCAGCAAUGACCACCAGAGGGCAGGGUCACCUCCCAGCACCUACCCUUAAUAAAGGCCCCUAAUGGUGUA